This is a messenger RNA of Alternaria atra, 960 nucleotides long. RefSeq lists its product as uncharacterized. The transcript has 3 exons. The coding region runs from base 1 to 960 and encodes 319 amino acids. Lineage: Eukaryota; Fungi; Ascomycota; Dothideomycetes; Pleosporales; Pleosporaceae. Gene Ontology annotation, cellular component: catalytic step 2 spliceosome. The record is from RefSeq and is a predicted model, not a curated record.
AUGGACGGCCCCAUUGCAUCGGCUGUAGUCCUUCCGGAUGAUCUAUUACAGCCAGCCUCGCCCCCGGUGAACGGCCACAAGAGACGCCAGGAAUCACUAUCAGAAGACGCUGCAAAGCGACCGCGACUCGACGAGGACACUGCAACCAGCGAUAGACGUGACUCUAUUACCAAAGACUCCAAGGACACCAAGCCUGCCCCAGUGCGACGCGAGAGGGGACGAGAGCGCAGACUGUUUGGCGCCGCUUUGGGUGCACUCUCACAGAAUACUGCUACUACAGCACAGAAACGUCGCGCCGAGAUCGAGAAGAGACAAUCAGCUCAGCGCAAACAAGACGACCAAGAAAGCGAACAGAGGAAGGCGGAGCGUGCAGCCAGGCGCAAAGAGCAACGAUGGCAGGAGCAGAAGCUUUUUGAAAGGCAAUCGCUGCGGACACGUCAUGAAAAUCUACUCGCCGAGGCACACUUCCUCCAGACUAAGGCUGAGCCGCAUCUUUACUACAAACCCUGGGAGACUAGUCCCGACGAAGAAGACCGUAUACGCGAUCAAAUAGCCGAAGCCGAAGAGACUAUCAAACGCGAGGUAGAAGAGUACGAGGCUCGCCAGCAGGCGAACAAUCUGCGGAGACGGCAUGCUUCCGAGGAAAUAACUGGUGAUGCAGAGGGUUCAGAAACUGGUAAGAACCAUCAUGCAGAUGCACCUCAAGAAACAACCACAACCAAUGGCGGGACUAAUGGUAGCGCCACUUCCCCCGAGGACCGGGACAAGGACCUGGACAUGAAGGACCAUCCCUUCGAUACCCUUGAUGCCGACAGGAAAGCCGAGCGCGCCACUGAGGACAUACAGAAUAACAAUGGUGCAACUCAUGGAACUGUCGCUGACCUAGCCAUGAAGGAAGAUGACGAUGAAAACGGAGAGGAUGUCGUCGAAGAAGCCGCCGAGGAUACUGUUAUCUAUUGA